AUGAAGGCCAUCACGAGAAUGCCGCGCCGGGCCAUUCCGCGCAUCGCGACAGCCACAGCGCCCCUGCUGCGCCAAUCCCAUCGCAGCCUCUCCUCGACAGUCUUCAAGACGGCAGACGUCGCGCCCGUCGUGGGCACCGGCCCGCCGCCCGAGGCACCACGAUCCGCCGCCGAGUUCUCGGCCGAGAGCAAGCUGGGCCAGGAGGCGGCCGCCAAGCUGGCGCGGCGGAAGAGACAGGCGGAGAUGCUCGAGAUGCCCCAGGAGAUCCGCAACGCCGCGUCGAUGAAGGGGGUCAAGGGCGGUCUCAAGAGGCGGUUCUGGAAGGAGGUGCGCGUCGAGGAGGUGGACGGCGCCCUGCAGGUCAUGCUCGACAACCGCCCCCUCCGCCACCCAGGCACCACCAACAUCAUCCGCCUGCCAACGUCCAAGCCGCACCUCGCCUCGGCUGUCGCCAUCGAGUGGGACCUGCUGACGUCCGCCUACCAGGCGACGAAGCAGCACCUCAUCCCCCUGACAUCGCUCAUCUGCCGCGCCAUCGACAUUGAGGCCAACGACAACGGCGAGGAGGUCCCCUCAGCCUCGGCUGCCGCGGCUGCCGCUGACGGGGAGGCGGCGCCAGUGGAACCGGCGCCCUUCUCUUCGACGGCGAACCCGGAUACAGAAAGACCGGCCGCCGACGUGCUCGCCUACCUGCGGGCGCACGUCUGGCGCGGCGUCUCCAUCGCGCCCGUGCUCGAAGGCAACGCCAUCGUGCCGCGGCCCCAGGCCGACGGCGUCCGCGACAUUGUCAAGGCCUGGGUGAGCGGGCUCAGCGCCUGGGAGCUCGCCGGCCUCGAGAGGGCCGUGCUCGCCGGCAAGAGCGUCGUCGCCGCGAGCCGCCUCGUCGUCGAGUGGAGCGAGGACGAGCCCGCCGGUGGCCUGCGGCCUGCGCGCGAGGCCGCCGACGACAAGUUCGGCGUCGAGCAGGCCGCUGUGGCGACGAGUCUGGAGGUCGCCUGGCAGACUGGCCACUGGGGCGAGGUCGAGGACACGCACGACGUCGAGAAGGAGGAUCUGCGGAGGCAGUUUGGCAGCGUUGUGCUGCUCGUCUCUGGUCUGAACAGACGGUAG
Messenger RNA from Verticillium alfalfae VaMs.102, 1110 nucleotides. RefSeq lists its product as hypothetical. The transcript has 3 exons. Lineage: Eukaryota; Fungi; Ascomycota; Sordariomycetes; Glomerellales; Plectosphaerellaceae. Gene Ontology annotation, biological process: mitochondrial proton-transporting ATP synthase complex assembly. Gene Ontology annotation, cellular component: mitochondrion. Bases 1 to 1110 code for a protein of 369 amino acids. The record is from RefSeq and is a predicted model, not a curated record.